This is a messenger RNA of Cylicocyclus nassatus, 486 nucleotides long. The record is from the annotation of a GenBank genome assembly. Lineage: Eukaryota; Metazoa; Nematoda; Chromadorea; Rhabditida; Strongylidae.
AUGCCGUUCGAGCAACUGCCAGUUUUGGAAGUGGACGGGAAACGUAUCGCUCGAUCAUACACAAUUUGUCGCUUUUUGGCAAGGCGAUUUGGCUUUGCUGGUCACACACCAUUCGAGGAAGCGAUAGUAGAUUCGAUAGUGGAUCAGUUUAGGGACUAUUUAUUUGAGACAAGACCGUUCUUAGUUUUACUAAUUGGCGUUGGAGAUGGUGAUGUGGAAACUCUCAAGAAGACAUUAUUUUUGCCCGAACGCGCGAAAUUGUUUGGUUUUAUGAAGAAUUUUCUGAAUGAUAGUAAAUCGGGUUACCUGGUUGGUGAUUCGGUGACUUGGGCGGAUCUGUGCUUGGCUGAACAUGUGGGAACUUAUGCAGAAUUGUUCCCGGAAAUGCUGGAAGGUUACCCUGAAAUCAAAGCUCAUACAGACAUGGUACGCAGCAUAUUUCAGCUAAAGCAAUGGAUAGAAAAACGACCAAAAACAAAAUUUUGA